AUGAUGGCCGCGCGGCCCUUUACCUCCAUAGUCCCUAGCAGCUCAGCGCAAGUCGCGGCGGUAGUCGCGCUGGUUCUCGCGCUGUCCGCGGCGUGUUCGCGGCCCGUCGCGGCGUCGUUCUGCGCCGACUACGUGAAGGCCUUCAAAUCGCCCGACCUCGCAUCCGUGGAUGACAUCGUCCUCACCGCGUACACGGGCCGGUGGUACGAGAUCGGGUCGACUGCGAGUUUCCGGUUCACGUUCGAGCUAGGGCUGACGUGCACCACGGCCAACUACACAGCCAAGGGUGUCACGCCCAGCGGCCGCAACAAAGUCAAGGUGGUCAACCGCGGCAUGCGCAGCGUUGCUCUCCCGCGUCGCUCGCAGAUCUUUACCACCUCGUUAAACGCCAACCGCAUCGCCAGAAAUCUCAGGAUUGUCUGUGGAGUCACCAAUACCGCCACCACAGCAAGCGCUCAAGCACAGACCCUCCUCUCUUCAAACACCGCCACGAACAGCAGCGUUGAAUCCCUCGCUGCGGCCGAUAAACUCGCCGCAUUCGCUACAUCGGUGUCGUCUGACGCCGAGAUGAUCAACAACGCACUGAGGGAUUUUCAGACGGAGGCCGAUAAGCUGAAUAAACGCGGGCAGGCCAAGGGGUUUAGCGCCUCAAGAAGCAAGAUGCUCAAAUCCAUCUCCAACAUCCAGGGCGCGGCGGGUCGAAUCCUUCAAGCGGCGUUUACAGGGAAGACUGCGGCGCAGGGGUUGUCUAGAGCGCUGAGAGCCAUGGGUGGGCAGGGUGAAGAGACCGCUGCAAACGGGCUGGGGUCGCUGGUGGGAAACACGAGGAUAAUGUUUGCUGCCACCAGCAUUGUGCGGCUCGCCACAGUCAUGGUCGCUCCCACGGUUGCCAUGGUGCCGUCGCCUCUCAGAAGCCUUUCACAAGGCUUUGUUCGUGGCAAGGCCUUGCAAAGCAAGAAGAAUGCGGGCCGGCUCUCUGUGACAUUCUUUGGCCCGGCGCCAUCAAAGCCCAACUACUUGGUGUUUAACGUGCAAGGAGAUCCAUCGGCGGGGCAGUACACACAAGCAACUGUGGUUGAUACAAGUGGAGGCGAGGCCACAAUCUGGCUUCUGUCUCGCACACCUACAAUCCCGCAGUCGGAGAUAGAUGCUGCAUUGGCGCGUGUUACUGAUGCUGGAGUACGGCUAACUGGUGCCAACGCAUUCUUACUCACUGACCAGAGUACAAGUUGGCUGGCGCAAGUUACGGCGGCUGUUACGCUGCUCCUCGCGCUUUCUGCGCUAUCACCCGCCUCCGCGUCGUUCUGCGCCGACUAUCUUGAUGCCUUCAAAUGCCCCAAGCUCGCGUCCUUCGACACCGUUGACAUCUCGGCUUACACGGGUCGGUGGUACGAGGUGGCGUUGACGGCGCGGUUCCACUACGAGAGGGAGGUGGGGCUCGCGUGCACCACGGCGGAUUACACGCCCAACGGGCAGGUCAACGGGCAGAAGCGAAUCAAGGUGCUCAAUCGUGGCAAGCGCAGCAUUGCCUUCGCGCGGCAAGCACAGGUUCUACUGUCCUCGACGAACGCCGGCCGCAUAGCCACCAACCUCGGAAUUGUCUGCCGAGUCGCAUACAACGCAGCCAAAGCGAGCGUGCAGGUGCAGGCCCUCCUCACCGCCAACGCCUCUGCGGACGCCGCCACAACCAGUGUCGGCACAACCUCAGGCCCGCUCGCGGCAGCCAAUGAGCUUGCAGCAUCUCUCGCCUCGGUGUCGUCCGACGCGGAAAUUAUUGACAACGCCGCAAGGGAUUUCCAGACGGCGAUGAGUGCGAUGAAUGAGCGGCCGAAUCCCAAGGAAUACAGCGGCGCCAAGGGCAAGAUGCUCAAGUCCAUCUCCAACAUCCAGGGCGCUGCUGGGCGGAUCUUCCAGGCGGGGUUUACUGGGAGGACCGCAGCGAAGCAGCUCAGCGGAGUGGUGCAGUCCUUGGGCGGACAGGAUGCCAAGACUGCUGCCAAUGGGCUUCAGUCAUUUGUGCGAAACACGAGGCUGCUAUUCGCAUCCAGCAGCAUAAGCAGGCUCGCCACCGCCAUGGUUCCCGUUGUGCUCUCCAUGGUGCCCUCCCCCUUCUCCCGCGUGGGUCAGGGCGGCUUUCCACGCGCCAAAGCCAUCCAGAGCAAGACCAAUGCUGGCAAACUGUUCGUGAUAUUCUAUGGUAAGAAGUCAAAAGAGCCCAACUACAUUAUCACUGACUUGCAAGGAGACGCGUCCAGUGGCUACAGCCUUGCCACCGUUUAUACCUGCUAUCAGGGCAAGACAACGGUUUGGCUUCUGUCUCGCACCCCCAAUGUGGCGCAAUCCGAUAUAGAUGCUGCUUUGGGCCGCGCGCUAGCUCAAGAUGUGUCGCCCAGCGAUGGCUCCGACGACGUACCCUUCUGCGAGAAAUUCGUUGAGGAUUCAUCCACAAAGUGCCCAAACGUCGAGACCGUGCCGAACUUCAACAUGGGCAAGUUCAUGGUAAGCACCGCCCGUCAACCAUCAGCCACACGUCAAUCCUCUCGUACCACGGGAUCUCUCAACUCCCCUCUUCCUCCCUUUCGGUAUUCCGCUGCCCCCGUUGCCGAGCAGGGAAAGUGGUACGAGAUUGGUGCGACGGCGCUGGGCAAGUUCCAGAGCAAGGGCGAGCUGGGUAUCGCGUCCAUAACCUACACCUACAGCACCGCUAAGAAGGGAAAGUCCCGCGGCGCUCUCAGCUUGACGCGCCAGGGCGUGGUGGCGGUGAUGCCGAUGCGCCGCAGCCAGGUCGCCGCGAUCUCCGCCGCCACCACCGUUCUCGAGCAGCAGCUGCGCGCCGUGUGCGGCACGGUGUCGUCGGUGCGCACGAAGCAGCAGCUGAGCACGUCGUACCUCACGCUCGGUUCCGAAGAGCUCCCGGUCGACGUGAAGCAGUCCGUGUCGUACGGCCUCGGGAGUAUCGAAAGCGCGGUGGCUGACGUGUCGCGGCGCGCAGAGACGCUCUGGGCGGAGCUGGACGACGUGCAGCGCGCUAACGCGCAGUUGAACCAGCGCGACUCCUUCGCGCUGGUGACGCGGAUGAAGAGCGCGUUGCGGAGCGCGUCAAGCGCGAUUCAGGGGGCGGCGAAGGGGAUCGAUGCGAAGCGGAACGAGAUGUUUUCUAUCGCUGCCAUGAAUCGCGUAAUUGUAGGCGGUGUGGCUGCAGCGCAGGGCAGCGCCAAGGGGAAGGAAGCAAUCUCCCUGGCUAUGGCGAACGUGAUGACGGAGUGUCAAAACGGCAGCACCUUCUCGCAGCGCGUGGCGGCGCUGGCCUCCGCCACGCGUUCUCUGUCGCCCCUCGUGUCGAGCCUCUUCAGCAGCCCCAGCCCUGCGAUCUACACCACACGUACCACCGCCACCGCCACUCUCAAACUCACCUCCGAGGCUGGGAAGAUGAUCCAGCAGUAUCAGGGCGUGCAGACAGACCACUGGGUGAUAGGUCUGUGGGGCAAUUCUGCAAAGGGGUACUCACAUGCACUUGUGUACUCGUGCUACCAGUCCACGCCAGGCUUGUCAUCAGAUCAAGAUGGUCAGAUCACUAGGAACGUGAAGGUAGCCGUGGCGGUGGACGGCAGCGACAACAGCAUGCACGCGCUUCGGGAGGCGGUGCGGCUCUUCGCGCGCACGGCUAAGGAGUUCCACAUCAUGCACGCGCACAAGCCGCCUAAUGAGUUCCGCACGGACUCACUGUUCUCAUGGCAGGAGUACCACCAGCGCAUGGAGCACGAGCGGCACGCCAAGGCCCAGCAGCUGCUGCAGAAGUGUGCUGCGGUGGUGAAGGAAGAGGGCAGGAAGCGGGGAAUGGACGAGGGUGUGGCGGUGAGUGGCGUGGAUCUCAAGGGCGACCCUCGGGAUGUGCUGGCCAGUCACGUGCAGAGCGUUGACGCGGAUCUCAUGGUCAUGGGGACGCGUGGCAUGAGCCUGCUCAAACGGUGA
Messenger RNA from Closterium sp. NIES-65, 3972 nucleotides. The record is from the annotation of a GenBank genome assembly. NCBI's taxonomy places the organism in Eukaryota, Viridiplantae, Streptophyta, Zygnematophyceae, Desmidiales, Closteriaceae.